This is a messenger RNA of Esox lucius (northern pike), 5324 nucleotides long. It is a transcript of the gene ift140, whose product is annotated as intraflagellar transport 140 homolog (Chlamydomonas). The transcript is spliced from 31 exons. The record is from RefSeq and is a predicted model, not a curated record. Lineage: Eukaryota; Metazoa; Chordata; Actinopteri; Esociformes; Esocidae. Gene Ontology annotation, molecular function: protein binding. Bases 183 to 4610 code for a protein of 1475 amino acids. Gene Ontology annotation, cellular component: ciliary basal body; intraciliary transport particle A; axoneme. Gene Ontology annotation, biological process: intraciliary retrograde transport.
CUCCUCCUCGGUUUUCCGACAAGGUUGUCGGGGUAACUGGAGGGGACGCUUUCUCUCUAAGUGUAGCCGCAGCAGACCAAAAGAACAGUGGACUUGCCUUUUAUCAUUAAUGUUGUUGCGAGUAUUUACCCAUUUAUCGACGCCACCUAGAAGACAGCUUUUAAGGUCCGGUCACAGCAGACAUGGCUGUGUACUUUGAUCACUGUAUCGAGGCCCCUGAAUCUAGUGGGCCCCCGUCUCAGGUGGCAUGGCAUCCCACUCAGCCUAUACUAGCAGUGGCCUCCAACAGCCCUAUCACAGGGGGCAACAUCGACCUCUACCUCCAACAGGGGGAGCAUGUAGUAAGCUGCCACGUGGAUCGUCCUUUCCAGCCCACAGUACUGCGCUGGCACCCCACCAAACCUCUGCUGGUCUUGGGCUGGGAGACAGGCGAGGUGCUGCUUCUUGCGCACCCCUCUGGAGAUCAGACACCCCUGCCAGCCACACACACCGCCUGCAUCACCCUGCUGGAGUGGAGCUGCUCUGGUAGCCGGCUGGUCACCGGGGAUCAGAGUGGACUUUUGGCAUUAUGGAAGGUGGACACCCGGGGAAGACUCCAGGAAAGUCCCAUAGUGAAGCACGACUACAGCAAGCCCCUAACCUACUGCAUCUUCAGACCAGCACCUCCGGGAGAGGACGUGGCGAUGUUGGCGCGGGCUGCGGUGAGCGGAGACGAGAACGCCCUGGACAUGUUCAACUGGAAGAAGGCCGGGAAGGCGGCGCCACUCAAGAUGGGCCCUCAGGAGGGACUGGCGUUCUACGUCAGCACGGAAGAUGGUAGGGUCCACUGUGUGGACGAGCGUGGCGGCAGCAGCCAGGUGCUCAGCGUGGACAGCUCCGUCCUGAAACUCUUCUAUUUGAAGAAGAGAGACAUCCUGGCCGUCGUCACGGACACCCUUCUGCUGUCACAGUACACCCUGGGACCUGAAGGUGGGGCCCAGGAGCUCAUGAAGGUGAAGCUAAGUGGAAAGAGUGGGCAAAACACAGAUAUCGUUUCGACAGAGACGGGCCUCCUCAUCAUGGCUACAGGCGAACUGGUGAUCAGGCUCUGGGACUUGGAGAGGGAUGAUAACUACGUACUAUCUCUAGAUGAGAGCCUCGGCUUCGAGAAGGGAGAACUGCUCAACUGCGUGUCCUACUGCACAGCCAAAGAGAUCCUAGCAGCGGGCACCAGUAAGGGUCGUAUAGCUCUGUGGAGGAUGGUGAGCCAGCCCAACACCAGGACCGACACCAAGGCCCAGUGGAAACUCCAGACCCCCGCGGAGGUCCAGGGCAGCGUCAGCCAACUCCAGUGGGGCUCCAACCUGAACCUUCUGGCGGCCGCCAGCGGGGCGACCGUGCUGAUCCUCCGCGAGCACGUCAUGUCGGCCGGCUACAGUCAGCAGGUGGCGGCGGUGCAGCUGACCCCCACUCAGCUCAGCCUCGCCGCGUUCACCACCGACUCCCUCCUCACCCUGCGCUCCGCCACGCACAUCAAGGGCGUCUGUGUCUCCAAGGAUACUGUCACAGUGUGGAACGGGAAGCAGGUCACUGUGUACGAGUUCUCCGGGACCACGCUACGUGACACAGGCUCUUUCCAGUGUGAGUCCCAGGUCUUAGCUGUGCAUGAUGACAACAUCUACACUGUGGAGCCCAACAGGGUCCAGGUCCGCACGCCACAGGGGACUGUCAAGCAGUUGCUCCCCUUCUCCGAGGCGGAGGGCAACCCCGUGCUUCUCAGUGUGUGCCAGGGCUACCUGGCGGUGGGGACGGACACCGCUCACAUCAAGGUCUUUGACCUCACCCGCAGGGAAGCCAAGGCUCACAGCAGUGCUAAGAACAUGGUGGACCUGAUCCCUGAUCUUGGAUGCCUGAGAUCUGUCAAGUGUAACGCCAACGGAAGCCAAGUCAGCAUUCUGGUCACUCAGGUCAAUGGGAGGCCUGACCACAAGAUGUACUUCUAUGACGUGGAGAUGGACACGCUCUCUUAUUUCGACUUCUUCACUGGCAGGCCUCCAAGCAGCAUCUCACCGGCCGACGACACUGAGAGACGGCCGAUGACCGAGCUGAUUGAGAGAUGUCCCAUUUCUCACUUCUGGGAUGAGAGCGAGCCUCGUCUGUUUGUCUGUGAGACCGUACUGGUCAACUCUGACUUCUCCCAAAUGGACCACGUGGACAGGGUGGAUGUGCUGGUAGUGACGUUCUUUUGCACUCAGGAACAUGGGCUCCUCCUGCAGGACUCAUUCCCCAAACCAACCGGUCUGCAGGCCCUCCUGGCUUUAGACGUUCCCUACUACUACUUCACCUGUAAGCUGUUGUUUCGGAGGGGUGGUAUCUUUCUACCAGAACCUGGUGAGAAGGGUCCUGGAGUGGCAGAGGCCCCAGGUCCAGUCUCCGUUCCUCACCCAGCCCAGGCUUCGGCCCCAGUCCUGCCUUCCCAGUCUGCCCACAUGGUGUCCAGACGAGCCCUUCGGGACUUCCAGGGCCUAGAGAACUGCGAGAAGGCCACCCGCGAUGCCAUGCUCAACUUCAGCUUCUACCUGACCAUUGGCAACAUGGAUGAAGCCUUCAAGUCCAUCAAGCUCAUCAAGAGUGAGGCAGUAUGGGAGAACAUGGCGAGGAUGUGUGUGAAGAACCAGCGUCUGGACGUGGCGCGGGUGUGCCUGGGCAACAUGGGCAACGCCAGGGCAGCGCGGGCACUUCGUGAGGCUGAAGCAGAGCCUGAGCUGGAGGCCAGGGUGGCAGUACUGGCCCUGCAACUGGGCAUGCUGGAUGAUGCCGAGAAGCUGUAUAAGAGCUGCGGCCGCUUCGACCUCCUUAACAAGUUGUACCAGGCGUCUGGCAAGUGGCCUCAGGCAUUGGAGACAGCGGAGACCCACGACAGGAUCCACCUCAGGACGACCUACUACAGCUACGCCAAACACCUGGAGGCCAUCGGAGACAAGGGCCUGGCCCUCAUAUUCUAUGAGAGGUCUGACACCCACCGGUUCGAGGUACCCAGGAUGCUUCUGGAUGACGCACAGUCACUGGAGUUUUAUGUUAACAAAAAGAAGGACAAAAACAUCUAUAAGUGGUGGGCCCAGUACCUGGAGAGCCAGUCAGAUAUGGAGUCAGCUCUGCGCUACUAUGAGUAUGCACAGGACUUCCUUUCGCUGGUUCGUGUGCACUGCUACCUUGGGAACAUUCAGAAGGCGUCGGAGAUAGCCAAUGACACAGGGAACCGCGCUGCCUCGUACCACCUAGCCCGACAGUAUGAGAGUCAGGAGGAGAUCAAACAGUCUGUCCACUUCUACACACGCGCCCAGGCCUACAACAACGCCAUCCGCCUCUGCAAGGAGAACGGCCUGGAUGACCAGCUUUUGAAUCUGGCCCUCCUCAGUAACCCGGAGGACAUGAUGGAGGCUGCCUGUUACUACGAGGAGAAGGGCUCCCAUAUGGACCGUGCUGUCAUGCUCUACCACAAGGCUGGUCAUUUCUCCAAGGCUCUGGAGCUGGCCUUCGCCACGGAGCAGUUCACAGCGCUGCAGCUCAUAGCAGAGGACCUGGAUGAGACAUCUGACCCGGCCCUGCUGUCCCGCUGCUCCGACUUCUUCAUCAAACACGGCCAUUAUGAGAAAGCAGUGGAGCUGCUGUUGGCAGCAAAGAAGUACCACGAGGCCCUGCAGCUGUGUCUGGACCAGAGCUUGACCAUCACAGAGGAACUGGCCGAGAGUAUGACCGUCACCAAGGAGUCCAAGGACCUCUCGGAGGAGGCUCGCAAGGAGCUGCUGGAGAGAAUCGCUGACUGCUGCAUGCGCCAGGGCAACUAUCACCUGGCCACCAAGAAAUACACCCAGGCUGGCAACAAGUUAAGGGCUAUGCGGGCACUACUGAAGUCAGGGGACACCGAGAAGAUUGUGUUCUUUGCUGGCGUGUCGCGUCAGAAGGAGAUCUACAUCAUGGCUGCCAACUACCUGCAGUCUCUCGACUGGCGGAAAGAUCCAGAAAUCAUGAAGAACAUUAUUAGCUUUUACACCAAAGGCAGGGCACCGGACCUGUUGGCGGGCUUCUAUGAAGCCUGUGCCCAGGUGGAGAUAGAUGACUACCAGAAUUAUGAGAAGGCGAUGGGUGCUCUGAGUGAGGCAUAUAAGUGCCUGUCCAAGGCCAAGGGCCGGAGCCCAGAUGAACACGAGGCUCGCCUGGCUGACCUGCAGCACAAGAUCACCCUGGUCAAGAGGUUUGUCCAGGCACGCAGGUUGUACGAGGAGGACCCAGGAGAGGCGGUGCGUCUCUGUGAAGCCCUAAUAGAGGAACCAGAUCUGGACCCUGCCGUCAGGAUAGGAGACGCAUACGGCUUCCUGGUGGAGCACCACUGUCAGCAGGGCAGUUUCCAGGUGGCCUACAGGAUGCUGGAGGAGCUGCAGAAGUUGCUGCCCUCUCUAAACGUCAGCUACUACGUGAGCCAGGGCAGCCUGGCGGCCCUGCAGUCGACAGUGGGUUUACCCAUGGGCCGGGGGCACCUCUCAGGCAGGGGAGAUCGCCGGGACAGCGGGGGAGAGGACGAUGAAGUCGAGGAGGAAGAAGCCCUAGAGUCCAACCAAGGGGACUUGUAGCCAAAGUUAUCUCAUCAGAUAUUGCUCUUCGCCAUCACGAUGAGCAGUUGAUUUGUUGACUCUGGUGUUUAAGUGCUAGCAUGCACCUAAAUACAUUUGUAUUCUCACCCUGCAGAAAGGAUGAAUAGUAGAGAAAAGUGUGGAUUAUCUUAUACCCGAUGAAUCACUCUGACUAAUAAAUUACACUUUUUAUACUUUUAUUUUAUGGUAAAUGCGUUUAAUUGGUUUAAUUGGACUGUAUAACCAUACAUAUAUAUAUAUAAGCCUCUACUUCCAUUUGAAAUAAGGGAGCAAUACAUUGGUAUACCUUGUGCAUUUAUACAAUUUGAAGUUCCUGGCUGUGUUUUGCUGAUGCUGGUUAGCUUUUUUGCCUUAUGCAGAAUGGCAUCUAUAAAUGCAAAAUAAUGCCUUUGGUUUGGAGCUGAAAGUUGCAUGGAUCUUGGAUCUAAAUUCCUAGAUCAUACUAACAUUUUCCCAACUGUUUUGUAAUAAAUCCAUUAUAUAUAUAUAUAUACACUUGCUGUCAGAAUUGACAUUAUAACAGAAUGUGCUUGGUAUGUUUUAGUGUUCUUAUUUGUACAUUACCCUGUGAGUUCAUUGAAAUUAUUUUGAGAUGUUUUGUAAUCUGUAUAGCUAUAUACAUUUUUUAAUAAAAAUGUUUAUACCUUUGUUAAGUGGUUUGCUCCGUUACAGAGCCAUCACUAAAAAACGUAC